GCUCUCAGCCCAACAUUAGGCGAAGGGGAGCGGACAGAGCGAGGAGCUGGUGCGGACGCUGGCCGGAUGGUUAAAUCUAACCUACAGACGAUUUUGAAUAGCCAUUGUUUUGUUAGAGAAAAAGAGAGAAACUUAUCCGAGAUGCCUGUUAUUGAGCAAUCCAGUAAUAAACCUGAAAGUGAAAGUAUCUCCAGUCCCAGGAGGUGCUCCCGCUGUUGCAGUAACCCGUGUCCGGGGCCUCUGUGGUGCUCCGAUGCCCCUCUCCCACCCCUGAAGAUCCCAGGUGGGCGAGGGAAUGACCAGCGGGAUCGCAAUCUUUCAGCUAAGCUAUUCUAUUCUGAUACCCAGUUGCUUGUUCUUGAGGAGCCUCCACCUGCCAACGGCAGAGUGCGUUUCUUGCUCUUUGAGCCCCGUCGUUCUGAGGGCAAGCACUGUGUCUGGAGGGCGGCGCUGAAAGGAGGGAACCUUUAUGUUGAAAUCCCUCCUGGAGCUUUGCCCGAGGGCAGCAAAGACAGCUUGGCCCUUCUGUUGGAAUUUGCAGAAGAGCAGCUGCAGGUUGAUCACGCGUUCAUCUGUUUUCACAAGAGUCGUGACGAUAGAGCAUCCCUGCUGCGGACAUUCAGUUUCCUGGGCUUUGAGAUUGUGAGACCGGGUCAUCCCCUUGUUCCCACCCGCCCUGACGCUUUCUUCAUGGCUUACAGCAUCGAGCGAGACUCCUCUGAUGAUGAUUAAAUGACGCUGAGCAGUUACAAAUGUUUGUUGUUCUUAUUUUAAUCCAUACCCACACAUCUUUAUAAUUUUUUGGAAAUGAACAUAUGAUCCAAGUUACGUAUGGUUGAGGUGUCCUGUGAAAGGUUGCUUUUUGUUUGUUUUACCUGUACCUACUAUGUGCUGUGUUUCAAUAUUUGCACUAGGGUAAGAUGUUAAUAUACCAGGAAUGUAAAGUAAGCGCCCACAUAAUACCCUGUAUUACUUUCCAUGAUGUGAUAGUGCUGACUUCCUGUUUACCUUCCCUGAACACCGUGAAGAUCAUCUCCACAGUGUAAUAUUUAUGAUAAAUUUAAAUUCAUCCUACUCAUGUAAGUAGAUAUGUUUUAAUGGUAAUUAUCAUUUGAUUAUCCUGUUUAUAUUGAGGGUUUUUUUUUUUUUACGUGUGCAUGAUUUUCAUUUGUUGCAUUGAUUCACUUGAUAGAAAUCUGCAUGUUGUAACUGUACUAAAUAAAAUUGCUCACCUUA
Molecule: messenger RNA, 1236 nt
Organism: Micropterus salmoides (largemouth bass)
Lineage: Eukaryota; Metazoa; Chordata; Actinopteri; Centrarchiformes; Centrarchidae
Gene: oaz1a
Product: ornithine decarboxylase antizyme 1a
Biological process (GO): positive regulation of protein catabolic process
Cellular component (GO): cytoplasm; nucleus
Molecular function (GO): ornithine decarboxylase inhibitor activity
Source: RefSeq, a predicted model, not a curated record